CUCCCUCUCUCUCUCUCCCUCUAGGUGGAGAAGAACGAGGAUGCGGACCAGAAGAUCGAGCAGGACGGCGCCGUCCACAAACCCGAGGACAAGGCCCACAAGGCCGCCACCAAAAUACAGGCCAGCUUCCGAGGACACAUAACCCGGAAAAAGAUGAAGGACGGCGAGGAGGAGGAGGAGGAGAAGGAGGGCAACGCCCCGGCCGUGCCCGAGGAGGGCGAGGAGGAGAAGAAAGGGGAGGAGGAGCAGAAGGCCGCCGGAGAGGAGGCGCCCGCCAAGGUGGAGGAGCAGAAGGCCGGAGGGGAGGAGGUAAAGAAGGAGGAGGAGACGAGCCAAGCCAAGAGCCCCGCCGCGGCCGAGAAGCCGGCUAACUCCCCGGCCCCUGCCACCGCCGCCGCCACCGCCGCUUCCCCCGUAGGCGCGGCCCCCUCCCCCACGGCCGCCAGCGCGCCCUCCGAACCCCAGAAAGAGGAGCCCAAGGUGGAGGUGAAGGCAGAGGAGGCUGCGGCGCCCGCCAAGACUCCCACGGUGGCCACCCCCGCCGAGGAGAAGAAGGAGGAGGAGAAGAAGGAGGUGGUGGAGGAGGCCAGACAAGCCGACGUGCCUGCUGCUGUCAGCCCGACAGCUGAGAAGGAAGAGCCAAACCAAACAACCGAUAAACAAGAUGCUGUAGAGGAGUCUAAAGUAGAGGAGGCCGCCCCAGCAGCCCCAGCGGAGGCCGACGAGCCCAAGGCUGAUUAAGAGGAGGUUUAGAUGUAGAAGGAGGAGGAGCAGGAGAAGAAUUAACAUUAUGAUUAAGACAAAAACAAAAAUCUAAAAAGGUUGCUCUGUUUGCCUUCCCAAUGUGAGGGCCAGUGCGUUUAUAUUUGUUUGUCAAUUUUUGUGUGGCAAUGAUUUUCUCAUGUUGGGGGAGUUUCCAGCGUGAAGUUUUUUGGCUCAAGCUAAUAUGAAGAGAGAAGUCAUAGGAGGAGGAGGAGGAGGAUGAUGAUGAUGAUGAUGAUGAGGAUGAUGAUGAUGAUGAUCAUGAUCAUGGUGAUAAACGUGUAUUUAUUAAUUGUUACAUCAAAGGUGAUGCUCAAAGAUGGUAACUAUGAUUUGGGAAGUCUUCGCUACGUUUUGUGAGUGAACUAGCGGUUGAAUGAAUUGGCCCACCUGGAAAUGCACACAUUUUACAAUGCAUUGCAACUGUACUGUAACCGAUUUGCAUUGCGAUGCACUUUCCUAAAAUACAUUUUUACAACACAAACCUUCAACACAAGCCUGUAAAACAUGCAACAGAAAAAAAAAUACACCAAACAAACGCGGGUAUCCCGAGAUGCAACUCCAGUUUUCAACGCCAUGUAGGUGCCCAGAAAACAAAUCAAAUAUAAUGUACCGUCAAAACAAAGGAUGCUAAAUUGAAUGUAAUAAUAAAUGUGUGACAUUUCCAUUGGGCUUCCUCUGUCCAAGAUUCCGAAAUUGAGAAAAGACCAUCCAUAUAAAGACGUCGAGUCGUUUUAUGCUCUCACUUCUGCUUGAAUCACUCAAGCUCUGUUUACACCCUGUUUCAUGAAACACUCUCAUACUAACAGUCAAGGACAUGUGGCCAUGGGAAAGACAAGAAUGUGUUGUUAACCAUGCAGGUCGGCCAUUGUAUUGAGCUGCUGACACCGUAUAUUACAACCCGUGUCUGGCCAAACGGACAUAAGAGUAGGCUACAGUAGCAUGAACCAUCGAACCAAAUGCAUGAUGGGAACUCUCCCUCUGAUGGGGAACUUUUUCCGCAGUCACAAAACCUUAAAGAAAGUGUUGCGGCUUCUUUUUGAUGUCUUUGGUGUUGUUAUGACAGUUUGAUAUGAAUUGGAAAAAUACAACUUGCACUGAUGUUAAGAAAAAAAGUAAAAAGAAAAUCAAGCAAACGAGCAAACAAAAAUACUUUUCCUAUGUUUCAGUGAGUGCAAUGUCCAGUUUCAACCUUAACCAGGAGUUUAAACUUGUGAGAAAAAAACUAAAAUGGUUUCAAUGUCUGUUUUCAAAAUAAAGCAAAUGUGCCAAUUACCAUCA
This is a messenger RNA of Gadus macrocephalus (Pacific cod), 2043 nucleotides long. Its product is annotated as neurofilament medium polypeptide-like. Bases 154 to 741 code for a protein of 195 amino acids. NCBI's taxonomy places the organism in Eukaryota, Metazoa, Chordata, Actinopteri, Gadiformes, Gadidae. The transcript has 2 exons. The record is from RefSeq and is a predicted model, not a curated record.